AAAAAACACCCGAAGGCUGUCGUGGAUACCCUGUUCCAGGCAUCAUUUGUUCCUGCCAGGGCUGAGAUCGUGGAGGAGGGAAUGCGGGCACUCACCCACGUCUUUAAACAUCUGGGGAUGGAUGCGGGGCCCCUGGUCCAGGAUGCAGCUAUGCACAUCAGGCCCUUUUUUAACCAUGACAAUGACGGUCUUCGCGCUGUGGCUUUCUCCCUCUUCGGCGCCCUGGCAGGCUGCGUGAAAAGAAGGCAAGCCUUUUAUAAAAGGCAGGUGAGGCAGAGCCUGGGAACACUCCUGCUUCAUCUGGAGGACCCCAACCCGCAGGUGGCCAAGGAAUGCAGAACAACGCUGGGCUUGUGCUGCCCUUACCUGGGCUUAAGGAGGGUCCAGGCCGCCCUGGCCUUUCAUAUCCAGGGGUCAGAGCAGGGGAAGCAGGAACAGCUGCUGCGGGACAUCUGCAGGCAUUUGGCCAAAGAAAAACCUGCUCUUUUGGAGGAUCUCUGCCAGGCAGCCCAGGGACACUACUCAAGCCCAUGGCCAGAAAUUCAGAUGGCAGCCGUCAAAUUUACAGGCAUCGUUACGGAGUAUGCUGCCCCCAGGAGUGCCAGACAGGUUGCACACCUGCUGAGCUCUCUGCAAACUCUGGGACAGGACACCUCACAGGAGGUCCAAGAUGUGGCCGCUCAGGUUGCAGAGGCUAUUUCUAAAAGCCCUUGGGGCAGCGUAUUGCAAGAAGAGGAAAACCAUGGGCAUACCCUUCCCUAUAUCACCUCAUUGCUUUGUUUUGGGUGCCUAAGGCUCCGCUCCAUUUAAAAGCAAGGUCCUGUAUUUGUAUAUGUUC
Molecule: messenger RNA, 838 nt
Organism: Alligator mississippiensis (American alligator)
Lineage: Eukaryota; Metazoa; Chordata; Crocodylia; Alligatoridae
Product: protein maestro-like
Exons: 6
Coding region: 82-810 (242 amino acids)
Cellular component (GO): cytoplasm
Source: RefSeq, a predicted model, not a curated record